AUGGAUCCCGGCAUUCCCUCCGAUCCCCCGUCCCGCUCUUUGGCGGGGAAGGUUGCUAUUGUCACAGGCGCAGGCUGCCUGGGUGAUGGUAUUGGAAACGGACGAGCAAUCUCGAUUCUACUUGCUGACGAUGGCUGCGACGUGAUAUGCGCCGACCUGAACUUGCAAUGGGCGACCAAAACAGUUGAGCUUGUGUCUUCAAGGCCACAUCGGGGUCGAGCACUUGCGUUUCGCGCAGAUGUCACGGUAGAGGAAGAUUGUCAAGCAGCAGUACGCUAUGCUAUUGAUACUUUUGGUCGGUUGGAUAUCCUGAUUAACAACGUUGGCAUUGGAGGUGCAGCUGGCACUGCGGUGGACGUUGAUAUGGCACAGUGGGCAAAGAGUAUGGAGACCAACGUUGCGAGCAUGGUGCAAAUGGCGAAGUAUGCCAUACCAGAGAUGAUUAAAAACGAUGGCGAGAUCAAAGGAAGUAUCGUGAACAUGGGAAGCGUUGCUGGGCUUAAGGGGGGAACGCCUCACCUGCUAUAUCCCACUGCUAAAGGUGCCAUCGUCAACAUGACCCGUGCCAUGGCUGCACACCACUCCCCAGAUGGGAUUCGGGUGAAUUGUGUGUGCCCCGGGAUGCUUUAUACACCCAUGAUGUAUGGGAACGGCAUGAGCGAAGAGGCCAGAGAAGCCCGUCAGAAGCGAAGUCUCCUGGGAACCGAAGGAAAUGGUUGGGACUGCGCAGGGGCUGUAGUCUUCCUUGCUGGGCCUCAUGCUCGGUGGAUGACUGGUGUGAUUCUCCCGGUGGAUGCAGGAACAACAGCCGCAGUGGGAAUUGGCAUGACAAAAACUGCCAGCAUUAACGCAUAA
Penicillium olsonii is the source of this 855-nucleotide messenger RNA. Lineage: Eukaryota; Fungi; Ascomycota; Eurotiomycetes; Eurotiales; Aspergillaceae. The record is from the annotation of a GenBank genome assembly.